AUGCAGAUUUAUCUGUUCAAUUUGUUGCUGUUGUUGUUGUGCUUCUCUGUGUCCAUAUCCACUAUAUCUAGUUUGAACUCUGAUGGGGUGGCAUUGUUGUCACUCUCCAAGCGUUGGACCUCUGUCCCUGCUUCCAUAUCCUCAAGCUGGAAUGCUUCUGAUUCCACUCCCUGCCAAUGGGUUGGGAUAGAAUGUGAUAAUGACCACAAUGUGGUUUCCCUGAAGCUCACUGGUUAUGGAAUUUCUGGUCAAUUGGGACUUGAAAUUAGCAGAUUUAGGUACUUGAAGAUUCUUGAUUUGAGUGUGAACAAAUUUUCUGGCAAAAUUCCAACAGAAUUGGCCAAUUGUAGUCUUCUUGAAAACUUGGACUUGUAUGAAAAUGGCUUUUCUGGUGAAAUUCCUGAAUCCUUGUUUGCAAUUCCUACCUUAGCUUAUGUACAUCUGUAUGGUAACCGUUUGAAUGGUUCCAUCCCUGGAAAUGUUGGGAAUCUGAGUGAGCUUGUGCAUCUGGAUUUAUAUGAGAAUCAGUUUUCAGGAGUGAUUCCUUCAUCCAUUGGAAACUGUAGUAAAUUGGAGGACUUGUAUUUGGCUGAGAACCAGUUGAUAGGAGAACUUCCUAAGAGUCUGAACAAGCUUGAGAACCUGGUAUAUCUAGAUGUGGCUAACAAUAGUCUUGAGGGUAGCAUCCCCUUGGGUUCAGCAAUUUAG
This is a messenger RNA of Prunus armeniaca (apricot), 708 nucleotides long. NCBI's taxonomy places the organism in Eukaryota, Viridiplantae, Streptophyta, Magnoliopsida, Rosales, Rosaceae. The record is from the annotation of a GenBank genome assembly.